GUACAAGAAGCUACAGGCCUUCCCGCAAAAAAAAAAAAAAAAAAAGAAGCUACAGGCCUACCCCGUACGGCAGAAGAGUCACGCACUCACGCUCUGUUUUUCCCCAUCCCUCAAGAAGAUCGAUUCCUCCUCCACUGGUCCUCUCCCCUUCCUCCAAUCCUCCCCUUAUCUGCGCAGGAUCUCGGAAGCAGACCGGAGGAGCAGGGCCCGAUUCAUAUCCAUCAUCGGUAUCGAUGGCGAGAGGCAGAGGGGGCAGGACGAAGGGAGGUUCAGUGGGUCACAGCGGCAAGAGGGGCAGGCCCAGCGCCAUGGCGGAGGAGCCGGAGGGAGGAGCAGCGCGCAAGCGGAGGAAGCAGGAUGACCCAAAGGAUUCUGAUGGAAGCUUUCAUUCACCAGCUAAUGAGAGUGGUGACACUGGACCUGUUCAAGGAGAGGGCGUGAGGAGAUGUCCCAAUUGGGCCAAAUCAUCAGGCUAAGUUACCAGAUUGUACAUUUGGCAAGAAAAAGAGCAGUGUCGCCGAGGACUCUGCUGAUAGUCUCUCAUUUCUUUAUCUCGGUAGUGAUUGGAUCGAAAACAAAAGCAACAAGCAGGCUCCUGUGCGGUUUGGUCCUUGUCCAGCCGAUAGUAAUGCCAUGCCGCUGCUGACUCCAUCAUCGGGACCUCCCACUAAUCCUCCUCGGCCAGAAACAACAGUAGUUGUUCAUGAGUCCGCGGGAGGGGCCUUGAGCUCGUCAUUUGACUGGUCAAAGUUGGCAGAGAUGGCGCAGCAGGCAGCAGAGGGGAUCCACACUUGGAGCAGUGAAGUCGAGCGCCUUAAGACCAACCUCACAGAGGAGAAAAACAAGAAUGAGUGCCUUAAGAUCAUGCUCGUGGACGAGAAAGACAACAAUGAGUGCCUUAAGACCAACCUUGCGGAGGAGAAAGAUAAGAACGGGCUCCUUAAGACCAUGCUUGCGGAGGAGAAAGACAAAUAUGAGCGCCUUAAGACCAUGCUCGCGGAUGAGGAAGACAAGAACAAGUGCCUUAGGCCAACCUUGCAGAGGAGAAAGACAAGAACGAGCACCUUAAGGCCACACUUGUGGAGGAGGAGGACAAAAUUGGGCACCUUAAGACCAUGCUCACAGAGGAGAGAGACAAGUGUGAGCGCCUUAAGACCAUGCUCGCUGAUGAGAAAGACGAGAACGAGCGCCUUAAGAUCAACCUUGCAGAGGAGGAAGACGAGGAUGAGCCACUUAAAGGCAUGCUCGUGGGUGAGAAAGACAAAAAUGAGUGCCUUAAGACCAUGCGCAGCAGCUCUGGUCCCUGCCCAUCCUUUACAUUGACUGAUGCCAUGCCACUGCUGACUCCAACAUCUGGACCUGCCGUUGACACUCCUUGGCCAGAAAUGACAACAGCCAUUCGUGACUCCGCAGGAGGGGCCCCGACCACGCCAUUUGACUGGUCGAAGUUAACAGAGAUGGCUCAACAGGCGGUAGAGGUGAUCCUGACACAGACGAGUGAAGUGGAGCACCUUAGAGCCACGCUUGUGGAGGAGGCGAACAAAAUCGGGGACCUUAAGACUAUGCUUGUGGAGGAGAAAGACAAGAACGAGCACCAUAAGACAAUGCUCGAGGAGGAGAAGGACAAGAACGAGCGCCUUAACACCAUGCUCGUGGAGGAGAAAGAAAAGAACGAGCGCCUUCAACUUAGUCUUCACCAAGCAAACACCAAGUUGGGGCAAUCUAUGCCCUAUGCCGAUGUUUUGGGCAUUUUGGAUAAGUCGAUUGACAAAGCAUUUCAGAAACGUGACAUGAAAAAAUCGUCAUGGAAAAAGUUGUAGAUAAAGUAUGGUACGAUCUGUGUAAUUGGAUAUGCAGCUGUAGUAUUUUGUCAUGGUUGUGCAUCGCUAGAUUUCUGCUAAUCUGCCGUUCGGCACAGCAGUCUGGGCAGCAACCAAAGCCUGGAUUAUACCUAGCCGCGUCCGAUAGUCCAAGACCGAGAUGAAGGAGAAAGUAAUCCAGGUGGUCAGUGCUCUGAUACUUUUUCUGGAGUGUUAGGUCCAUAGUUCACCUUGUUAUGGAUACUUGUGUGCUGUACUAUGUACAGCCCUGUAUCAGGAUUGGUGGCUUCGAGUAACUAUUUUUUGUUAGUAACUUUAGAACAAAAUUUGUUGACCGAAAAUUUUCGUUGCCAAAUAUUUUUCUUGAGUUGACAGUUAAUUGAACUUGGACAAUCAAUUCUCCCCAAGAAUCAAAAUGAUAAUCCUUCUGGGGAAUGAAAAGUAUUUUCUUUGAGUUAAGCUGUUCUAGGCUUCACAUGAAAGAUUCUUUACUGAUUGAAGAUUGCAAUUCUAUGUUUAA
Messenger RNA from Oryza sativa Japonica Group (Japanese rice), 2340 nucleotides. RefSeq lists its product as uncharacterized. Lineage: Eukaryota; Viridiplantae; Streptophyta; Magnoliopsida; Poales; Poaceae. The record is from RefSeq and is a predicted model, not a curated record.